AUGGUCAAUCCGCUUCAAGCCACCGAUCAUCCUUCAACCAUCAACAUGUCGCCGGCCAGUCUCACUCCCUUCGGCCCGGUCGAGCGAGACUCAGUCAUCAUCCGAUCACUCUCGGUGAUCCCGAGGAUUGGCGAUCAGAAAUCCUCAGAGCAAGAACACCAGCCAGCCCUACUCCAUCUGAGGGUGAUCCCUUGGGAUGGCUUCUCGGGCUCGAUCAAGCAUGACCGACUGUGCUCAGACACGCUCUCCUACUUCGACCUCUCCAAAAGAAUCAUCAGCAGACUCAGUCACGAACUCCCCUUUCCAUCAGUCCACCAUCUACUCGACGAACUCCAACUCAGCAUCCUACGGGAUAUCGAAGAGCAACAAGCCCUCAAUGGGGCCAGACUAAUCUCCCCCUCUCCUCAUCCUCCAAGAGUCGACUACGAACUCACCAUCGAAUUCCCUAGCCUCAUCAGUCUUGCCAACCGGCUCUCACUCUCCAGAUCUACCACCUUCCCUGAUCUGACCAGGAUUCACAUCGACGAAAUCAAAACUUACUCAAUCAUCGGCAUCUUGCCCCACGAACGCACUCAAAAACAAACGAUGCUCAUCAGCUUGGUUCUAUGGAACCAGCAAUCCUCUCCACUUGACAUCCAGAGCCUAACCCGAUCAGUCUAUCAAAACAUUAUCGAAAGUGAAUUCCAUACCGUCGAAGCAUUAGCAAAUUCAAUUGCAAAACAUGUGUUGAAUUUCCAAGGAAGUCACCCACCCUCAACCCCGAAAUCGAUCGAAAGAGUCACCGUAACAGUCGAGAAACCUGAGGCGGUCAGUUGUGCUGCUGGUGUCGGCGUUCAGAUCACUCGAUCAUCAAAUUCACAAUGACCAAAACAACAAAGAAAGAAAGAGAAUGUUCUCCACAAAGAAGAUCUAUCAUCGGAUUCUCUUUUGAAUAGAUCUUUCUGCUCUCAGUAUUGAGAGAACUGCAUGUCACCUUCAACAACAAUCGGUCAUUAGCCAAGCUUAUCCAACCCGAUUCGAGCUAAUGGGCUGUUUGUGAACCCCAUCUACGGACAAACCAGCUUGACCAUGAAGAAUCAAACAAUUGUUUCUGAGCAUCGAAAGGUCCAGCUUACAUCAUAGCUACAUCACCCUACUUGCUGACUUUGCUACUUGCAGAGAGAAUCCCAUGCCAAACAAAGGAUUUGGGUAUCACUCCUGUGAAGAACCUCCUAGAAAAUUAUAGCACAUUGCUCCAGGGUCUGUGUCACCCAACAGGUGGUUUUGUUUUGUUUUUAAUGCUCACAAUCAAAGUUUCUGAAUUAUAGAAUAAUAAUAAUAAUAAUA
Messenger RNA from Puccinia graminis f. sp. tritici CRL 75-36-700-3, 1326 nucleotides. RefSeq lists its product as uncharacterized. The record is from RefSeq and is a predicted model, not a curated record. Lineage: Eukaryota; Fungi; Basidiomycota; Pucciniomycetes; Pucciniales; Pucciniaceae. Gene Ontology annotation, cellular component: cytoplasm. The coding region runs from base 1 to 864 and encodes 287 amino acids. The transcript has 2 exons. Gene Ontology annotation, molecular function: dihydroneopterin aldolase activity. Gene Ontology annotation, biological process: folic acid-containing compound metabolic process.